Molecule: messenger RNA, 483 nt
Organism: Talaromyces marneffei
Lineage: Eukaryota; Fungi; Ascomycota; Eurotiomycetes; Eurotiales; Trichocomaceae
Exons: 1
Coding region: 1-483 (160 amino acids)
Biological process (GO): carbohydrate metabolic process
Cellular component (GO): intracellular anatomical structure
Molecular function (GO): isomerase activity
Source: RefSeq, a predicted model, not a curated record
AUGGGCACCGACCUCAAACCCCUCCGCAUCGUCAUGGCCGGCGACGAAGCCGGCUACGACUACAAAGCCGCCAUCAAAGACCUCCUCGAAAAGAGUCCCCUUGUCGAAUCCGUUGUCGACGUCGGCGCAACCUCCCUGACCGACAAAACCGCCUACCCUCACUCCGCUGUCGAGGGCGCCAAACUCAUUGCAGAGGGCAAAGCUGACCGUGGGCUCUUCAUCUGUGGCACGGGACUCGGCGUCGCCAUUGCCGCCAACAAAGUGCCCGGCAUUCGCGCCGUGACUGCCCACGACCCCUUUUCCGUUGAGCGCGCUAUCCUGAGUAACGAUGCCCAGAUCCUGUGUUUUGGGCAGAGGGUUAUUGGUAUUGAGUUGGCCAAGAAGUUGACUUUGGAUUGGUUGAACUAUCGAUUUGAUCCAAAGAGUGGUUCUGCUGCCAAGGUGCAGGCUAUUUCGGAUUAUGAGAAGACCCUUAAUGCUUAA